UGGACUCGUCUUGCCUUCUCCUCCACCUCCUUUCCCCACCUCUCUCUCUCUCUCUCUCUCUCUCUCUCUCCAAACAGCUCACGUACUCUCUCCAAGCAAGAAACAGAGCAAGGCCGUCUCGAUCGGCAGGAUCAAUCCAGGAUCAGAUGAUGGAUUCUGCCGAGCACAAGGUGCGCGCUCCCUCUCGUCACGAUCAAUUCUACCUUCUGCUUAUUUUGCUCGAAAAGGAACCAUCUUUCGCGGUCCUCUUGGUUGAUCUCUCCUUCGUCGGCUGGUUGCUUGCUUGGCUCCGAUCCUUGCAGGUGAUCGGGAUCGCCGCGGCGGCGGCGGCGGAGCCCGGGAGGCCCUGCUGCGUCGAGUGCCGCACCACCGCGACGCCCAUGUGGCGCGGCGGGCCGACGGGGCCCAGGUCGCUUUGCAAUGCGUGCGGGAUCCGGUACAGGAAGAAGAGGAGGCAAGAGCUAGGUCUUGACAACAACAAGAAACCGCAGCAAAACCAGCAGCAGCCGCAGCCGCCGCAACAGCCACAGCAACAUCAAGAUCACAGUCCUGCACCGAGUGCAGUCAGUGACAACAAAAGUAGCGGCCUGCAAGUGGUGAAGAAACGGAGGGUCCUGAUGGGAGUGGAGGAGGCCGCAAUCCUGCUCAUGGCCUUGUCCUCCUCAUCCAGGUCCACACUGCUACAUGGCUAGGAUCUCAACACCACCCAAAGGCUGCUGCUCAAUGUGUACAUACAAAACCUGAUACAGGACACAAAGCACAACACAGGGCCACCCAAUGGUUUCCAAGCCAACCAUGUAACUUUCUCGGAUUAUCAGGAUGGAAGGCCUCUUUCGGGAUGAAGCUGAUGUUGAAAGGGCUGGAUUUGUUUUUUGGAUUCAUCCACCUCUUGUGCAGUAGUAGAUCUCUGAUCUCCUUGUGUAGUAGUGUCUUGUUCGAUUCUGAAAGCGAAGGUGACUUGGGGAAGACAGGUCUGCCCAACAUGCUAAGAUGGUGGUCCUUGUCUAUGUUGUUGAUAGGCUUCUUAAUUGUGAUUAGCAGAGAGGCCCUUUUGCCUCAUUCUCAUGUCUCUCCCUUUUUUUCUUUUUUCUUUUUAAAUCCACAUUGUAUGUGUUUUAUCCUCCUUGAUUAAUUCCUAUGUAUGUUCUUUGUUACCCCUUGAUUGAGGAUGGGUGAUCAAAAGCAGGGAUCGCCCUUCUUCAUGUGUAAUAAAAGGUCAAGUGAAUAAAAAUGGUCUAUUUGUUUCAUUUCA
Molecule: messenger RNA, 1252 nt
Organism: Panicum virgatum (switchgrass)
Lineage: Eukaryota; Viridiplantae; Streptophyta; Magnoliopsida; Poales; Poaceae
Product: GATA transcription factor 23-like
Exons: 2
Coding region: 147-692 (181 amino acids)
Biological process (GO): regulation of DNA-templated transcription
Molecular function (GO): zinc ion binding; sequence-specific DNA binding
Source: RefSeq, a predicted model, not a curated record